AUGUCGUGGAACACAGCCAAGAAACGCUUCCAAAAAGAUUUGGACAAGUACCCGAAGGCGCUUCGCGAAGUUCUUUUGAACAGAACGAACAGAUUUAACCUUCCUACGUUUGAUGCGACUGAUUAUGUUCCGAAGCACGAAAGGAAAACUAAGUUGGAGGAUGUUGGCAUCGCCAGCGGUGACAUGGUUUAUGUCAGCGAAGGUGAACACAAGGGGAAAGUUUCUUCUGUUCUUCAGUACACAGAAGAAUCAGAUUCGCUUAUUUUGACGGAUAUCUUAUCGAAGAAGAUCAUUCCAAAAGCCUGGUGGAUCAAAAACCAGACCAGUCACAUUAUGGACUAUCCUGUGCCUAUCCCUCGCAAAAACAUUAAGUUGGCAGCCAAGGAUAGAGAUGAAGAUGGAAAGAUAUCGUUCAUUGUUGCUGAUGAAGUGGUGAUGAAGGAUAAGUACUACGAUGACAGAUAUAAAAGAUGGUUACCCAGAAGAUUUGUGAAACAUCACGAAAGCAUCGAAAUUCCUUGGCCAAAACCUCCAACUGAACCAGAGGAUGACUAUUUAUCCACAGGUGCAGAUGCCGUUUUCGUAAAAUCAUAUGAACCACAAUCGAUUGCCAAAUCUCCUCUUCCACAGGGUGUGCUAGCGGAACUCAGAAACCCUUACUCCUCGCAUAAGAGAAAGACGCUCACAGAAGUUCAAGCUCGUAAGCUUACUGCUCCAAAGAUGCCGUUAUCUACCGAACAGAAGAUAUACUUGGCCAAGAAAGCUCAACAACCAGAAAAGAAGCUCGAGCCAUUAUCAGAGGAAGUUAAAGACUUUAUCGGUGAAAGAAUUGCUGAGCAUCUUUCAAAGAUUGAAAACCCUGCCCUCUUGGCUCAUUUGGAAGCUUUAUCAAAAUCCACAAUUCCCGACUUUGAGAAAACUAUGGAGAAAAUUAAGGAGAACCAAUCAUGA
This is a messenger RNA of Clavispora lusitaniae ATCC 42720, 951 nucleotides long. It is a transcript of the gene MRPL40, whose product is annotated as mitochondrial 54S ribosomal protein YmL40. Gene Ontology annotation, molecular function: RNA binding. The record is from RefSeq and is a predicted model, not a curated record. NCBI's taxonomy places the organism in Eukaryota, Fungi, Ascomycota, Pichiomycetes, Serinales, Metschnikowiaceae.